CCACAAUUGCACUCGGAUACGAGUACGCAUUGUCGUCCGAACGCUUACAACGCCUCCGUUCUUGGAGGUUCCUUCCAGUUGCUCCGGACGCACGUCCCGCGCUCUGCAAGCGAACGAGCGGAACGAGCCACAGAACUGCGAGCGUCCGUUCGGGUUUGACAACAGUGACAGUGCAGCAAAGGGGUGCAAGUGGAUUCUGGUGCCGCUGGUGCUAGCGCAGUGCCUGCUGGAAACCUCCGGGUGGAAGACACCGUGUCAGUAGUGCAGCAAGAUGAAGCCACCAGUUUCAUCCUCGUCUCAUGCUAAUGCGUGUGCCCAAAACCAGUGCAAGGCUCCGGAUAAUCAGUGCAGCUUCACAGGCAAACCUGUUAGUGCCUGUGUGAAGGCAGUUGUCAGAGGGGAUGCCUGUCAAAAUCAGCUGAAUGGACAGGCAGACACCAGCUGUGUAGGUGGUGCAAUACAAGUUAGUGUCGCUGAAUCUCUGCAGAAUGGCAAGAUCAGCACAUGUUCUCAAAAUGGUGCUGAACGACUUAGCACAAAUGAAACUCAUGUGAAUGGCAGACUGGACGUUGGAUCAAAGGAUGAUGCAGAAGAAGCUGAUACCACAGAAGCUCAGCAGGGAAGCAAAGUGGACGUCAACUCUGAAUGUGCUACAGGAGGGCUUCCCUUUGACGAUGAUGAAGAUCUGGACAAGCAGCUUGAAGCAGCCUACAGUGGUGGCACCACAGUGGACACUAAAGAUGAUGACAACUUCGCUGCUGAAGAUUGGGAGACUGAAAUAACGACACCUUUCUAUAUAGUGCCCAAGAAACCGUACCUGUUUGGAAAGAAAGUUUUUGUUCCUUCUGACCUUCACGCCGCGACAACACGUCGAGGGUGUCCACAGUUUAAGGUCGUCGAAGGACAGUUUGAUGAUGCUGACAUGUGAAGCGUUCUGGUGGUGCACUUGGAGCUUUCCUAGGUUUGCUGCAAUCGGACUUUUAAAACAGCCAAUGCAAAGCUGUUUUGUGUCCAAGAAUUCAAAGAGAAUGGCCUGUCAAAGAGCGCACACUGGUAAAGGUUGUGCUUUUGUAUUUUAAUUAUGUUUCUUUGUGUCAGUUGUGAAGCAGUUUCUAAAUGUUUACGUCCUGAAAAAACAGUUUGUGGCCUCAUUUGCUUAAUAUAAAUUUUAUUUAUGUUACACCCUGAAGAA
This is a messenger RNA of Dermacentor andersoni, 1192 nucleotides long. Lineage: Eukaryota; Metazoa; Arthropoda; Arachnida; Ixodida; Ixodidae. The record is from RefSeq and is a predicted model, not a curated record.